GCCGGGCCGGCAGCGGCACCUGCGGCGCCCGGGAGAGGCCCGGGCGCCCCGCGGCGUUGUUCUCGGACAUGGUGCAGGAGCAGCAGGACGCGAUGCACCUGCGGGGGGCGCGGCUGAAGCUCGAGGGGCGCAUGGGCCCGUCGGCGUCGCAGGCGCGCGACGCCGACACGCCCGGCUUCGGCUUCGAGACGCCGGGCUUCCCCGGGGCCAAGUCGAGCAAGUCGGCGUCGGCUGAG
Molecule: messenger RNA, 236 nt
Organism: Prorocentrum cordatum
Lineage: Eukaryota; Dinophyceae; Prorocentrales; Prorocentraceae
Source: the annotation of a GenBank genome assembly